This is a messenger RNA of Tremella mesenterica DSM 1558, 1767 nucleotides long. RefSeq lists its product as uncharacterized. The record is from RefSeq and is a predicted model, not a curated record. Gene Ontology annotation, cellular component: mitochondrion; cytosol. The annotation marks the transcript as partial. Gene Ontology annotation, biological process: cell redox homeostasis. Gene Ontology annotation, molecular function: protein binding. NCBI's taxonomy places the organism in Eukaryota, Fungi, Basidiomycota, Tremellomycetes, Tremellales, Tremellaceae. The transcript has 5 exons.
AUGGAUUCGUCUUUGUCACAUAUGAUAAGUUGGAGUGAAUCCACUAGAGGUGACAUACCGGUUCCACUCACUGGCCCAUCAGUCACCAUCUCCCCACUUCCUUCCCCUCAUCAACCCACCGUUUUCCUCUAUGGCGGAAAACAAGUACACGACCGUCGUCUGUCAGACAUCAUGUGGUCCAUGGAUCUCAGUACGAGAAUAUGGACACGUUUAGAUGCAGGGGAUGGUCCUGGUCCUAGAUAUUUCCAUUCAAUGGAUGUUUGGGAAGAUAAAUUGGUGUGUUUCGGUGGAAUGUCGAGUGCGGAAUCUACCGUUCAUAGCGAUAUUUGGUUCUUUGAUUGCCUGACGAGGAAAUGGCUGCCGCAACCGGAGGAGGAACAGGACGAAGACUUGCUGCCGUCUCCUAGAUACGCUCAUCUGAGUGCGGUGUCGAGAGGCAAGUUGAUCGUUUCUGGUGGACAACAUUCCGACAAUUCAUGGAUCUACGAAGUCAACGUAUACGACCUUCGUACUCGUCGCUGGAUCUCCAAGACGGCCCAACCCGAAAUGUCAGGGCUUCAUUCAAAAGGUGCAUAUCGAAGUGUUAUGGCGUCUUCCAAACAAAAAGUCAUCCUUCCACGUCGGAUCGAUAACAAACCCUCCACAACUCAUUCGUACACUAUCGAUGAAGAAGGAGAAGGUGGGGAUAUAUGGUGUUAUUCAAAUUACGAUUUUGCUCGAGUUCGUCGUGAACUUGAUUUAUUCACUCCUAUCGAAUCCGAUACACUUCCAUUCACUUCAGCAGAAAAACAUAUCUCUCCUCCAACUUUUAAUAUUCGUGAUAUCUCUUCAAGAAUGAGAGGAACUUCUCAACCUCCCGGAUUACGUUUUCCAACAGGGGGUAUAGUAGGGAAUCAUUUCGUUUUAUGUGGUUUAUACCUCGCUUCAACUUCUGCAGCUUUCUCCAUAUGGGCUUUGAAUUUAGAAGAAAUGACUUGGAAACAUCUAGAACCUUCAGUCUUGAUUGAUGGAAGUUGGAAUAAAGCUAUUUUAUGGCCUGAAAAAAAUCGUUUGAUAGUUUUUGGUAACGCGAAUUACGAUCUCGCUACGGAUUAUGGUAAACGAGCUGUCAAUCUUGAUCAUUUGGCUAUCAUAUCUCUAGAAACAUUCGGAAUUUAUACUCCACCAAAACUUCAAUUACCAACUUUGACUCAGGAGACGGGAUUGAGUUUAUUGGAAGAACAAUUGGUUUCUGAUUUCGAAGUCGUUUGUGAAGAUGGUAGAAAGAUCAAAUGUUCAAAACGUUUAUUAAGAGAAAGAUGGUCAUGGUUCGCUCAACAAGAAAAUCAAAUGUUAGAGAAAACAUCUUCUGUGGUUGAAGAACUUCAAUCGGUCGAUAUAAAUGAUACACUUCUUGGAUCUUAUUCACCAGCUCAAUUAGAACCUUCUCAAAUAAAUAUGCCUCAACCUUUCCCUGUUUGUGUGGCUUUUUUACAAUAUCUAUAUACAUUAACAAUAUCAACUCAAUUACAAAAUCGUGCACCGGUAUUAUCCGCUUUAUUAUUCAUGGCUAAACAAUAUCAGUUGGAAAGAUUGGGGAAAUUGGUUGUGCAUGCUUUACACGAAAGGCUAGAUCCUACAAAUGCUGUGGGUGUAUAUGAAGUAGCUUCUUUAAGUGGGGAAUUACCAUUACAAGUCAGAGCUUUACAAAUGAUUCAUUCAGCAAAGAGUAACACAGGAUCAAGAAGUGGUAGACAAGGUCCUCAAUCUGCUACGACUACAGAAGGA